AAACAAAAUGACUAGUGUAAAGCAACCUGAUUUUCAGUUCCGAAGUGAUUGUGUUAGCUAAGCUAUUGCUUAUAAUUUAUUAAUAUGCUUUCACUUUGUGGCUUGUUUUGAAUAUGUAUUUUUAUAGCAUAGCAACUGUAAGGAUUUGCUUCUAUAACAGAUUCCCAGCAGUCCAGUUUUAGGCAUGGCCGUGUUUGAGAACUGCUCUGUGCUUUUAGAGCUGAAAAAUCUACCCGUCAAAGAUAAGGAGAAGCUAAAGUCAGCAAUAAGAGAGAACGGAGGCAACAUUUCCUUUGUGGUCAAUAAGCAGUGCUCUCUGAUAGUGACCAGUGAUGUGUCCACCUUGAGCUCCAACAGACUGCGUAGCAUCCAAAAGCACCACACCCCCGUCGUGUGCGUGGAGUAUGUCUACAACUGUGUGAGCAGAGGAGCUCUCCUGCCUGUGGAUGAAUACAAACUGGAUACCUCCUCCGCUCUUUCACCUCCUCUUAUUCUCUUCUCACCAAAGCAAGAACCACCAAGCACAACAGUUGCUGAGCCACCCAAAGGCCAAGCCAAACCUGUGGAGUUUGUCAGUGUGACUCAGAAGGCAGAGACACCGGAGAGGGGCAGAAAUGUCCUGGGAAAGUUCAGAGUUUAUACUGAGACCGAUCCUGAUCUCCCAAUGUAUCCGGAUAAUUUUCAAGUGGCAAAGUAUUCGGUCUUUGAAAAGACAAACAGCAACACUUGGUACGUGCUGGAGCUGCAGAGUGUCGGAGUAAAAAAUGAACGGCAGUACCGUGUAGUCAGGUACUGGAAGGAUGCCAUAGGCACUAAGAAGGCAGCAGUGAGGGAUAUGCUGGUGUUUCUCUCCACCUCAGAGGAAGCUCUGGCAGUGUACCAGGCCCUGAGAAAGAGCCUGCAGGCUGCUGGUCUGCAUCUGAGGAGCAACAUCCAUCCACAGGCCCAGGACCUUGGCUCUGCCCCUCUGCAGCAGCUGUUGCUGGAGGAGAAGCUGAACACUGGAAGCUUAUCGCAGGAGGUGGGCGUAUUUGUGGAGCUGCUGUGGACUGAGGCCCUGGGCUGCCUUGGCAACAUCCUCAGAGUUUCAGUCAACAAGCUCAGCCUCAAUGAUGUGAGCAGGGCAGAGGGCCUGUUGCUUCAGGCCCAGAGGAAACUAAAUGAGGCAAACCAUGCCGAGGUGAUACCUCUCCUGGUAGAAGUUUACACCCUGCUGCCGCACUGGGCACCCGAAUUUGUUCCUAAUGCCAAGCUCAUCUCUCAGAAACUGGACCUCUGUCAGUUAAUUAGAGACGUUCUGAACGUGAGUGAGAUGACUCUGAGGAGCCCCGCACCUUCCUGUGUGGGGAAGUUCCGUGCUCUGAGGUGCAGCAUCGACACAAUUCCCCCCCGCAGUUCGGAGUUUCAGGCUGUGACCGCCCUGCUGCAGGACAGCAAGGUAAAGAUCCUACAGGUCCUGCGUGUCAGCAGAGGAUUGGAGCUGCAGACGUUUAAGAGUGAUCUGGGGAACAUUAAGACCCUCCUCCAUUCAUCCAGGCCCAGCAACUUUGUAGGAAUCCUGUCUCGCGGUCUGCUGUUACCCCGUGUUGGAGUGGAACAUCAUGGGAUAGAGAGAACAGAUGCUGGUAAUCUGGGCAGUGGAAUCUACUUCAGUGAUGUCAUUAGCACCAGUUUGAAAUACUCCAAGCCCAGUGCGACAGACGGCUCUCGGCUGCUGUUGGUGUGUGAUGUGGCGCUGGGACAAUGCAAGGACGUCCGUAAGACGGACCUCACACUGACACAGGCUCCUGAGGGAUACCACAGCGUGCACGGGGUCCGCUACACUCGUCACAUUUACUCAGAAUUUGAGGAUGAUGAGUACGUGGUGUACAGUCCUGAUCAGGUGAAGCUAAAGUAUGUGAUUUGGUUCAGCGUCGAGGGAGAUGCACUGACGGACUUCGGUCCUGCCGUCAACACCUCCGCUGAGCUGUGUCCCCCCUCGUCUGACCAAGAGCUCUGUUCGGAGGAUGACGGGAUUGAAAUGAUUAAAAACCCGCUGGAGGACAUAACAGCUGGACUGUUGGAUGGGUCUGGUCAGCAGCUUCCUCUGCAGGCCGUCCAUGUGAAGUGCAAACUGAUGGAUCUGCUCUCUCAGGUCAUCAUUUUCCAAAAAUACACCAACAUGAGCUCUGUGCCCAUUGAGGCAAAGUAUGUCUUCCCAUUGGAUGAUUCUGCAGCAGUGUGUGGAUUUGAAGCUUUCAUUAAUGGGAAACAUGUGGUGGGACAGGUGAAAGAGAAGGAGCGGGCUCGCAAGGAGUACAAGCAGGCUAUUGAGAAAGGCCAUGGAGCCUACCUCAUGGAUCAGGAUGCCCCCGACGUGUUCACCAUCAGUGUGGGCAAUCUGCCGCCGGGCGCGACUGUUCUCAUUAAAGUUACCUUUGUGUCUGAGCUGAUCAUCAGAGAUGGGGGCAUCCUCUUCACGCUGCCUGGGAGUGUGGCUCCGUGGCAGAAGAGUGCAGCACUCAACCAGACCACACAGGUCACUGUGGAGAAGGUGUGUUUGACUGAUGAGGCAGCAAGUACAAGGGAGUUCACCCUCGACAUGUCAAUUGAAAUGCCCUAUGAAAUCAGCAGCCUGCAGUGCAUUACUCACAAAAUCAAAAUGAAGAGAACAGACUGUAAGGCAGUGGUGAGUGUGCUGCCAGGAGAGGUCAUGGGCCCAGACGGUUUCCAGCUGUCAGUUACUCUGUCUGAGGUUCACCUGCCCAGGAUGUGGGUGGAGGAGCACCCCGACAAGGACAGCCAGGCCUGCAUGUUGGUUUUCUUUCCGGACUUUGACAUCAGCUCUAGUUCAGCAUCCAAUGAAGUUGUGCUGUUGCUGGACACGUCUGAGUCCAUGAAGGGAGAGUCUCUCCACAUGGCACAGAGAAUCGCCCUGCAGAUCCUCAAAGUCCUCGGCUCUGACCUCAGAGUCAAUGUCAUUUUGUUUGGCACAGAUCACCAAGAAGCUUUUCUCACAGCACAGCCACUUGCUGAAGCUCGACAGGCAGCAGAGAGUUUUAUCAAGGUCUUCACUCCAGUAGGGGGCAGCACUGAGCUGUGGCGGCCCCUGCGAGCUCUCAGCCUGCUCCCUCCGUCCCACGGCAUCAGGAACCUGCUGCUGCUGUCAGACGGUCACAUCCAGAGCACAGAGCUCUCCCUGCAGCUGCUCAGAGAAAACGCCCAGCACAGCCGCCUCUUCACCUGCGGCCUCAGUUCGACAGCCAAUCGGCACAUGCUGAGAGCCCUGGCCCAGGCAGGAGGAGGAGCCUAUGAAUUCUUUGACACAAAAACCAAGCACAACUGGGCAGAGAAGGUGGCACGUCAGGUGAAGCGUAUGACGUCUCCUGGUUGCAGUUCCGUUUCAGUGAAGUGGCAGCAGUUCAGCCCAACAGCACCUACUCCUGUACAAGCCCCCAAGCAACUCCAUGCUCUGUUCAAUGACUGCCACACCCUGGUCUAUGGCUUUGUGCCACACUGCACUCAGGCCACCCUCCUUGGAAACCUAAGUGGUCAGGAGCUUAAAACGAUGGUGUCGACCAGCGAGCUGCAGAAGACCAGGGGCACAUUUCUUCACAAGCUCACAGCAAGGGCCCUCAUCAGGGAUUAUGAAGACGGAAGCCUGGAUAGUGAUGAAGCUGAACAUGAGGGGAAGAAAGCGGAGCUGAAAUCCUUCAUCAUUGGGUUGAGCAGAGAGUUCUCCAUCCUGUCUCAGUUCACCAGCUUUGUGGCCAUUGAGGAAAGGGACCCAGAACAAACAGAGGAUGGUUUCACAGACAUCCCCAAGUUGAUUGCAGAGGAAGAUGUGGACAUCCUCACAUACAUCAGCUGGAUUUCUCCUGAGCAUAGUGAAGAGGAGGACAAAGAACUGUCAGAUGUACUAUGUGAUACUUGCUACUCCUUACCUGAUUUGGCUGAGGAAUUACCAAUAGACGGUGCUUCAUUUUCGGAUUACCUAAUGUUGGAAAGGAGCAGAAAAAGGACGCAUGAAUUGGAAUCAGGCACAGAAUCAAAUGAAGCGAUGGGUGUUAGUUUUGUUGAAGAUGAACUUGCCUUAUCUGAUAUAGACCUCAUGGAAGGUCUUGAUACCUCUUGCCCCCCUCUUUCUGGCAAUGCUGCACUCUCUUUAUCUCCUGCUCCCCACAUUCUUCGUACGUUCCAUGCUCUUGCUCACUCUGGUUCUGCUCCUUGUCCAGCACCCCCUCUUUCUGGCACACCUAUUGCUCUUCCUCGCCUAGCUCCUGCUCUUCCUGGACCAUCUCCUUAUCUUAAAACUAUGUUGAUUCCAUCCCUACCUUGCCCAGCUCCUCCUCCUCCUUGCUCUGCUCCUCCCCUUCCCUGCUCUGCCCCUCCCCCUCCUAGACGUGCUUCUCGUCUUCUGUGCCAAGCUCCUCUUCCUCCUGGCUCUGCUCCUCCUCCUCCUCCUUGCCCAGCUCCUCCUCCUGCCCUCUUAGGCAACAUUCGUGACAUGGAGCCUCGAUUGAAGCGGUCAGCAGGACACAGGAGAGCCUUCAGGCAACGUCAUGGUGAAUUCUCCUCACCUGACAUUACCAUGUACUCAGGCAGUCAUCCCUCUUUCUUUGCUCAAGAAUUAGCCACGGGUGCUUUAAUGACGUCUUCAUUAGCUCCUGACCUUCUGGACACAGAGAAGAGUUCCGCUGUCUCUGUGGAAUUGUGUACAGCAGCUGUGCCUAUACAUCUUGCAAAGGAAGCAUCUUUAGCCCCAGUAAUGGCAGCUGAUACAACUGGAAUCAAAGUCUUCUCAUAUGAAGGGGCAAUAUCCAAUUUUGCUUUUGACCAGGACUCAGAUUAUAUCGCUUCCUAUGAAUCUAGUGUGCAAUUUCUGGGGACAUCAGACCACACUGAGCCUAAUCUUGUAGAAAAAGCGCAAUUGUUAAGCCAUUCUGUAGAGAAAAUUCAACCACCACGUUCUUGUUUUGGAUUCGGACUGGCCCAGAGGGAACCUGAACAUGUUGGAGAUGCACGUCCAUCUGUUUUAAGGAGGAAGAGGUUAUCCCUAAUAUGUCCUCAGACUUCAGGUGUGCUGGACGCACUGGAUGUGGAGAUGACACCAGCUGAUCCGGAAACACUAACGCACAAAUGGACAAAGAUCUUCCAGAUGCAGCAUUCAGAGGGCUACUGGGAGUUAACCACAGAGCUGGGUGAAUCCAUAAAUGUUGACGUAGAUCUCUUUGCCAACGUGUACCUGCAAAACAAGGGCAUCCGUUCUCUAGGUGUGAGGGCCCAUGCGGAUAUCCUGAGGUUACUGGCGACUCUCCUGGUUCUGCAGCUGAUGAGGGUGGAGAGGCUGGAGGAAGGCAAACUGCUGCACACCCUCUUCCGCCUGGACGACUCCUCUCAGCCUAGGUCUGAGCACUGGGAGGAGGUGAAGAGGGCGGUGGACUGGGUUUGCUGGGCUGACCGGCAGUACCCAUGUGCCUACAGCCGGCUGGAGUUUGGUUGGAGCUGGGAGGCAUCCACCCGUCAGCUGUUGGGCUACGAAGACCUGCCUCCCUUCUCACCUCUCAGGGGAUUGAACCUGCAGCUGACCACAGCCCCUCUACUUGUCCACUGAGCAUGAAGACAAGAUGGUGUGAGAGAGAGACGAGCCUGAGAUGAUCUUGUAGCUUUUCUUACAUAGAUACGCAGCAUUUCUUUGUCUAAAGUUCUUUGAACUUUGUCGGUGCAAAUCCAUGCCCGUACAUGGCAAAAUACAGUUGGCUUUCUGCUGUAACCUGAUUCCUGAUAGGCUACAUACACAAUAACUGAGCUUUUAAUCAUCUUGUUUUUAAGACAUGCUGUAUGUUUGUUUUAUAGGGACAUAAAAAAACAGUUAAGGUGAAAUAAAUGACCAAAGAUUUACAUAGCCAGGUGUUUUCCACUGGGCACAGGGCAUUAGCAUUCACUGUGAAAAGGUUUCAGUACAGGUUUCCAGAUCUUACUGGAAACAUCUGCCUUGUCUGUCUCAUCAGAUUACAAUAGUGGUUGCCAUGUCUUUUGACCACUGAUAAGUGGCUACAGUUUCCGGUUCAGUCCAUCCUCGGGUUCAAAAUAACCCCAUCCAAUAUCUGUUAAACUAAAACCAUAGCCUUUGGAAGUCUAUGUACUGUAGGGCUGUCUCCACUGAACAAAUGUUAGAUACGUCCACGCUGGACUAGACUUAACAGCAAGAAGGUUCCACGUUUGAACCUUCUGGCUGACUUUUCUGAGUGGAGUUUGUAUAUAUCACCAUUGCUGCAUGGGUCCUCUCCGGGUACUCCAUAGUCCAAAAACAUGCAUCUUGGGUUGACUGGUGGCUUUUAACUUGUCAGGAUUGGCAUCCAGCAUCAGAUACUUAAUGUAUUUGAUGCUGGCAGGGAGCAGCCGAAGGAACCAAAAAAACCAGGUUGGAGUAGUUGGAGAAAUCUGAUGCUGCAUGACUGGUUAUACCUAAGUAACCUGAUUGCUUUUGUUUAGAUAUACAGCUGCCUUUAAGCAUCUUUAUUGUAGGCUGUAAGUUCAAAAAGCAGAAAACACAAACGGAUUAAAUAGAGUGAAGCAGUUUUUCUAAGUGGUCAUUUAGAUAGCACGUGUCGAAGCCACAGUCACUCUUUGUCACUAAGUUUACAUGUUUUACCAUUUAGCCCAGGUCCUGAAGCAACAAUAUCUGCGUACUGUAAUACCUGUCGAGUAAGAUUUAGCUAGAAGACAAACUAGCAUGUGUUUUUCACUUCAUUUUAGUUUUUGUGAGAGUUUGUUCUAGAAUUGGCUGCACAAAAACUUUUUGAAAUAUCUAAUGGAAAAGCAAAUACCUUAAAUACUGUGGGUAUUACACGUGCUUGUGUAGCGGAAUGAUUUCGUCACAUCCGUGUCGAGGUACUCUGCGUUGUGAUUAACCCGGCUGGAGACAAUCUUUCAGCUACAAAUGUCUUUAUUUCUGGUACAGAGAACAUAAAACAGCACAGCCUAAGCUCCAUUGCAUUCAAAUUAACUCCGUGAGAGUGUAUGGCAGACUGGCCUGUGUAUAAAAUAAAUUAAAAUGCACAAUACCUGGUACAGAGAACAUAAAACAGCACAGCUUUAGCUCCGUUGCAUUCAAAUUAACUAAAAGGGAACAAAAACAGUUUUAGACUUAGGUACCAAUUGUCAUGCUAUGCUAGUAUA
This is a messenger RNA of Monopterus albus (swamp eel), 7161 nucleotides long. RefSeq names its product poly (ADP-ribose) polymerase family, member 4 (gene parp4). The record is from RefSeq and is a predicted model, not a curated record. The transcript has 35 exons. Gene Ontology annotation, cellular component: cytoplasm. Lineage: Eukaryota; Metazoa; Chordata; Actinopteri; Synbranchiformes; Synbranchidae. Gene Ontology annotation, molecular function: NAD+ poly-ADP-ribosyltransferase activity. Bases 185 to 5593 code for a protein of 1802 amino acids.